Candoia aspera is the source of this 10259-nucleotide messenger RNA. RefSeq names its product septin 11 (gene SEPTIN11). Gene Ontology annotation, biological process: intracellular protein localization; cytoskeleton-dependent cytokinesis; cilium assembly. The coding region runs from base 101 to 1390 and encodes 429 amino acids. The transcript is spliced from 10 exons. The record is from RefSeq and is a predicted model, not a curated record. Lineage: Eukaryota; Metazoa; Chordata; Lepidosauria; Squamata; Candoiidae. Gene Ontology annotation, cellular component: septin ring; cell division site; septin complex. Gene Ontology annotation, molecular function: GTP binding; GTPase activity; molecular adaptor activity.
GUGGCCGCGCCGGGCGGAGGGAAGGGCGGCGGAAGGCGAGGGAGCCUGAGCGGAGAGGCCGGACGGAGCCUUGUUGCGCCCGCAGAGCCCAGCGCGAAGCAUGGCCGUGGCGGUGGGGAGACCCGCGAAUGAUGACCUUCGAAAUCUGGCCCUGUCAGGCCAUGUUGGUUUUGACAGCCUCCCUGAUCAGCUGGUAAACAAGUCAACCUCACAGGGAUUCUGCUUCAACAUCCUUUGUGUUGGGGAAACUGGCAUUGGAAAAUCAACCCUCAUGGACACGUUGUUCAACACAAAGUUCGAAAGUGACCCUGCAACUCACAAGGAGCCUGGUGUACGGUUGAAAGCUAGGAGUUACGAACUUCAGGAGAGCAAUGUCCGCCUGAAGCUGACAAUUGUCGAUACAGUGGGAUUUGGAGACCAGAUCAAUAAGGACGACAGCUACAAACCCAUCGUGGAAUACAUAGAUGCUCAGUUUGAGGCCUACUUGCAGGAAGAACUGAAGAUCAAACGGUCCCUGUUUAAUUAUCACGACACCAGGAUCCACGCGUGCUUAUAUUUCAUUGCCCCAACUGGGCACUCACUGAAAUCCCUUGAUCUGGUCACCAUGAAGAAGCUCGACAGCAAGGUGAAUAUUAUCCCGAUAAUAGCCAAAGCUGAUACCAUUGCAAAGAACGAGUUACAUAAAUUCAAAAGCAAAAUCAUGAGUGAGUUGGUCAGCAACGGGGUCCAAAUCUAUCAGUUCCCAACUGAUGAAGAGACAGUGGCUGAGAUUAAUGCCACCAUGAGUGUCCACCUCCCAUUUGCCGUGGUGGGCAGCACCGAAGAAGUGAAGAUUGGCAAUAAAAUGGCCAAAGCCAGACAAUAUCCAUGGGGAGUUGUCCAAGUUGAAAAUGAAAACCACUGUGAUUUUGUGAAGUUGCGUGAAAUGCUGAUCAGAGUGAACAUGGAAGAUCUGAGGGAGCAGACUCAUAGCCGACAUUAUGAGCUCUACCGCCGUUGCAAGCUGGAAGAGAUGGGAUUCAAAGACACAGACCCUGAUAGUAAACCAUUCAGCCUGCAAGAAACCUAUGAAGCAAAGAGGAAUGAAUUUCUGGGUGAGCUACAGAAGAAGGAGGAAGAAAUGAGGCAGAUGUUCGUCAUGAGAGUGAAGGAGAAAGAAGCAGAGCUGAAGGAAGCAGAAAAAGAUCUUCACGAGAAGUUUGACCAUCUAAAGCGGACUCACCAAGAGGAGAAGAAGAAGGUAGAAGACAAGAAGAAGGAACUUGAGGAGGAGCUGAACAACUUCCAGAAGAAGAAGGCAGCAGCUCAACUAUUACAAUCACAGAGCCAACAGGCUGGCUCUCAACAAACCAAGAAGGACAAGGACAAGAAAAAUUCAAGCUUCACAUAAAGCCUGCCAAGUCAAAGGACGUUCCUGCAUUCCCCCGCUUUUGCAGUAAUGUGUUUCAGCCAUCUUAUAUCUAUUUCUUUUAAACACAAGUCCUUCUGAUUAGUAUUAAGGGGAUGGGUGGGUGAAACAGGGGGCACCUGACAUUGUGCUUUAUUGUUUCCUUUUUUCUUUUUCUCUCAGGAGACCAGCAGUGGUGAUGUUCUUUAAAGUAGGUGGAAGGAUCAGGGCCAAAGAGUUCAUGAACCCUGCCCCUUGGGUUCAGGGGUGUCAGCAGGGAGGGGGGCCAAAAAGUCAAGAUGGCAGCCUCAAUGAUGCAAUCAAAGCCCUGUCCUUUUUUACAUGCAUCACAAUUCACAUAAAGAAGUGACAGGGCGUCAGUCAAUGGUUGUGAUCAUCUUGACUUUUUGGACACACAUCCAUGGCAGACAUCCCUGUUGACCUCUGGGUUCAUGCCAGAGACCCUCUUGAUUGAAACUUGGGGGCUUAUGAAUGUCUUUAAUGACAAGCUUGGUCCCAUUCUUGUAACAACAUAUUCAAGGGGAGGACUGAAGCCAAGCCCUUUGCUAUCCUUAUGAUUUUAAUGGGAAGCAACACAUUUACCUGGAAGUCCCACUGAAGUCCAUGGGAUUGCCUUCUGAGUUGACACAUGGAAGAUUGCACGUGCCUAAUUUUAGCUCCCAUUGAAACCAAUACUAUUUUACAAAUUUGAUUGUGCCUUGAGGCAGUUUGAGAUCAGAAGAUGUUCUAUUUAGGGUUUUAGAAACAUAACGUCCCUCUGUGGCUCCAGUUUGGAGCACAUUUCUCUCAAUUAGGAUCACAGUAGUUUUAGAAAGUCGUCAUCCCAGUUGUACUGCUCUUGGCUUUCUGUACCAACAAAAACCUAUAACCAUUUUUCUAAAGCUAGCAGUAGUGAAAAUCAUGCCAGUCUGGUAUUUGACAGGGAUGAAUAGCUGUAUGAAUUAUGUUCUCCAGAAAGCCAUCAAGGUAAUGCAAAGAUCUAGCACGAAAGAAUUGUAGGGUUUCUCUAGAGCUCUCCAGGAUGAUGUCUAUUACAAAUAUAACUUUUCUUGCAUCUCUGGAGAAAAUUGGGUCAGGCUGAAUUCAGUUGGGUUGCCAAGUCUCAGUCUGUCGUUGAGGAAUCCCAAGGGCAGUGUGGGAAUACCUAGUAAGAAGAUCUUCCUUGUGUCCUGCAGCAGGUGGAAGAGAAGAUCAGACAAAGCAACCCUUGGAGUGCCGCCAGAGCAUUCAUUCUGGUUGCCACUAGUCUCCCUGAGACCCAGCGUUCUGUGCCAGGGCUCAGAUCUUGGAAUAGUGGCUGUCUCCAUGAGUCAGCGCGACUAUCAGAGACAAGUACAUGUCUCUGAUUUGGCUGAGGCUUUGUCCUGGAAUUCUCUGCAGGGUACAACAGGUAUUUCCCUCUUCUGCUUCUCACCAAGAACUCUUGCACCGUUCUAAAACUUCUUAGUGACUAUCAGACUUGCCUGAAGGUAUGGGGGAAAAAAAGGGACGUGGUUGUAUUUCUCAAUCCCAUCUUGUAAUCACCAGCUGCCCAGGGGUGGCAGUAAGGAACUUUCAGCCUUCCAUGGAAGCUGUGCCGUUGUGUCCUGUGCUCAUAAGUCCUGUGGAAUCCGGUGCUUCUUCUAGGAAGAUAUAAGGUGAUAGAAGACCCAGGAACCGCUUGCAUGUCACUUUCUGAUUUGCAUGGCUUUCCAUUUGCAUAAUACUUUUGUAUUUUUCUGGGUGCUAUUACAUGGGCCUCCUGCUUCUUAACUUGCCCCAGCAGGUUGAUUUGCUUUAACCAAACAGCUCUGGGAAGGAGGCAAUAAAACUAACAAAUGCAACAUAUAUCCAAUGCAGAGUUGCAAUUUUUUUGAUGGAUGGUUGAUUCCAUUUUGGUUUCUUCACCUAAGGGGACAAUUGGAGCACCAAGUCACUCCUUGGAAAAGGCUCUGGAAUGCUAAGCUUUGCAAAAUCAAAGCGUAUCUGAAGGAAUUAAUUAACCGCUUACUCUGAAAUAAAGAAACAAUCCAUUACAGUUGGGAUCAAGCUUAGCGUGGUAAUGGAUAUUAUUGCUAUGCCUCGUCACCUGACUUCAAGCCAGUAGUACUAGGUACCUUUAAUGAAUGUAAAAGGAAGUGUUUCAAGCAAUUUUUUAAAAUUUCAUUUGCCAAUUCCAAUAAGUCAAUGACAGCCUUUCCCAGCCGCUACCCUCUAACUGAAGGAGUUCUCAAACUUUCUGACACUGCAUCCUGCUAAGAUGAUAAAUGACAUCAUGCCCCCAUGAACAAAAUAAAUGACUUCCUUGUGGGUAAUGUUGGGCAAGAAAUACAUUUUAUUAAUGUUUUUAUCUAUAGACAAUAAAAUUGUAGAACAGUACAUUAUAAAACAGAACUAUUGCACUGGAUUUUUUUUAAAGCCCCAAUCAUAUUUAAAACAAUUUCUAAUGAAAAGGAUAAACUUGCCUACUUCUGCAUAAAUCCUGAAAUCUGGAUUUCAUCUUUGUGAUGCCAUCUGCUGUAUGUGAGAAUCUUGUCCAUUUCAGUCGCUUUAAUCCACAAAAUAAAUUACACUUUAAUCCAAACAAAUGACAACACUUCAUUGUCGUUUUGACAUAAUGGUCUUUAAAACUCCUGAAAAAUAAGUACACAUGCAGGCAUAAAAAAGAUCAUUUCAAAAGAAUGUUCUGUAACCUAAAUAAUAAGUAAAAUAAUACAAUAUUAUUGGGAGCUUGCAGAACCCUUAUGCCUCUGCUAAGAAAAGGGGGCAAGUGGAAAGCUGAUUUGUAAGCUUAGUAAUACUCAAAAGUGUGAACUCAUCUGCCAGAGUUUGAGAACCGCUUCUCUAGUGAGUUGGGAUGACACCACUCACAAUUCACAGGAAGCAUGGGUGAAGUCUAUGCUGGACAUGAAAUCUGGGAGUUGUCUCAACCUAGCUAGAGGGCAUCAGGUUGAUUAAGCGUGGUCUAACUCUUCUGGUUUCCCUUAACUUCAGACAGUGAUGGGAGCUGUGGUUUUUUAAAGUCCCAAUCAUCUUUAAAACAAUGGACAUCUUGGCAUAUGGGUUAAAUCUGUUUUUCCAGGUGUCUUGAGAAAGAGCAAAGCCAUGAGUACUGAUCCAGAUGAAAACCUGUGCAAGCUUUCAGUGUAGACCUGGGAUGGGGAAAGAAGACAGCUAUUUGUCAGGAUGACUUUUACUUUCAUCAUUGUUAAAUGGCAUGCGCCAGCAAAGGAUGAAUGUGUAGAUAAAAUUUAUCCUCCUCUGUUUUUAAGCUCUGUUUGAUUGUUUCUGUUUUUCUGUGUUGGACAGAAUCUUUUCAUUUCUGAUAUAUUCCAAGAGGUGGUGAUCUCUGUUUAGCCCUUGGCUUCUGGAUCACUUUCUCUCCAGGUGAUGCCCUACCAACUUUCUCUCUGCGUCUUACUAGGUAGUCUCCUGUUUCUUGCCUUUUUAAACUGCUUAUUGAACAUUUACCAGUCCCCUGAGUCUUUGCCUGCUUUUCACAUUCCAAACUUGCUUCUCCAUCUGAACCAUUGAGAUGGAUUUUGUGGCUAUUUUCUCUUGCUCUUAACUAAUGCAAAAACUAACCAGUGAUGGGGCUUGAUCCUCCUCCAUCUAAAGGUGGUUCUUGGGGAGGUAACAGGCCAAGCAUAGAACUGAGCUAUCAGAAAAGCUAGAGAGAAAGGGGCUAGCGAGUGAACCAGAUAAAAAGCUGUGCUCUCUGCUGGUAGACCUUAAACUCUCCCAGUCUUGAGAUGGAGCCAGUUUCCUAACCAUGCACUGUUAACGCCUAUUGUGUAAUUGUCUGUUCAGCUUCUCCGAAGCUUGAAUGCUUGUAUGGUGUGCUUCUACUAGCCAUGUCUGUCUGUGUCCUAUUUUUAAUUGGCUUCCAUGCCUGCUUAAUCUGUUAUUUCUCCUGCUUAGUUUAAUAGAACCUUUAUUAUGCCCCAAACGCACAUUAACACUGGUUGGGAGAGAUAUAGACAUAUAUGUACUUUUACCUGUGUGGGAAAUUCAUUGGCUAGCCAAUCAUCUGUGGUGUCCUUCCAAGCAGUCAGGGGAACUUGUUUUUGUUCAAAAAGUCAAAAGUAGCAGGAGGAUGAUAAAUAUUGUGUCCUCACUUGAUGGGGAGACCCCACCUGCGUAAGAGCCUUGACACUUCCUCCAAAUGAAAUGGGGGGGGGAAUCAUUCUGUUAGUCUCUAAACAGGCCUCUCCCCCCACUAACUGAAUCAUUGUCAAGUAAGCAAAUGGCUGCUAUGUAUCAACUGUGUUAAGUUAGCCAUUAAUCAUUGGUUGAGUACACCGGUGCUGAAGCGGUUGUAAGGGUUGGCCCUUUUUACUUUUCAGGCACUGGGAGAGGCCCUAUUCAGAGAUUCACCAAGCUAGUAAAAUGGUUUGUCCGGUGAAUAAUCUAGUAAAGAACUUGUUCAGCUUCCAUAGCCCAUCAGGUUUUGCACCAUUGACUUGUAUACCGGCAGUUCUCUUUUAGCGACUGCCUUGUUUAGCGACCAUUCGCAGUUACCACAGUGAUGAAAAAGUAACUUUACUACCAAUCCUUGCAUUUACAACCUUCACAGGUUGUAAAGCAAAAGAAAGCUGACGUAAGAUCAUAGGCACAGGCAGUUUCACUUAGAGAUCACUUUGCUUAACAACUGAGUUGCCGGUCCCAGUUGUGGUCACUGAACGAAGGCUACCUGUAGUGACAUGGACUAAAAUUCCUUAUGGACAGCCUUGUGGUUCUGCUUCCUCUUCUUUCAUAGAGUGUUCACAGGCACAUCCAAGUCUGUGUGGAUUUUAUAAGGCUAAUCACAGCACAGCCAAUGUCAGACUUGGAUGUAGUAUCAUUCACCCUCAAAAGUGACGUUCUUCAACAUUACUAGAUCAUCUAAGGGAUCCACCUUUCCCCUGUGAAUGUGUUUGUGAUUGAAACAGGCAGGUUGGUGGGAAAGAGUGAUGAAGGAGAGAAUUCCAUCCAUCUAAGAAGCAGUGGAUUGGAUGAAUUUACUGAGUAAAUUUACUGAGUCACCCUACUGUGUAGUCCAAGAUACCUGGAGGAUACCAGGUCACCUGACCUGGGUGUAAUUGCUGCAGUUCCCAUUCAACUCUGUUUGCCAAGUACAGUCCAUAAUUUUUAACUUCCUCCAGUUAUUUUUCUUCUUGGCCCAUCCAUCCAGAGGCAGUGCAGACAACUUCGUUAGAGAAAUUAAAGUCUUUUCUCCCUAUUACCUUCUCCAAGCCCCAAUUAAAUAAUUUGUUAGCCAUUGCUCCCAUCCAGGGUAUAUCGUCCGUUAAGAAUAAUUGCUCAUGACACCUUUAGGCAGGUGUCCCACAGGAAGGUUGGUACAGGUAAAUAGGAUGCAAAUUUCUAUGUGCACUGGAUUUGCAGCCCUCAUUCCAGAUCCAGUAAAUGAUAGCAAAAUAGAAAAUGGAGCCUGUAUCUCUUACUUCUAACCCUUUGCUGAUUAGGGAACUAAUUAAUAACAGUGAAACCAGGAUCUCAUCCCGCUGUAGCUACUCUCUAGGCCAUGUGUAGUUUGUUGACUGCUGCACUUGCUUUUCCUUUCUGUAUCUAUGCCUUUCUUCACAGUAACCCUUGGCUGUGCACGGAAUAAUGUCUCCUCACAACUUUUUGGAUGUGCUUUCACUCUGCAUGUAAGUACAGAUUGAGAAGAAAAGUUUUUCCCCCUUUGGAGGGAGCUAACAGGUAUACCUGAAUUGAGUAGGGUUGGAAAGAGGUCUUCUGCUUCUUUUGGCCAGGAUGAACAAUGAGCAUCUGUAACUGGAACAUAAACACACUGACUCCACUCCAGUAGUUCAUCAGACCUAAGUUCCUUUGAGAUCAGGGACACAGCUGAAUCACAGAAAGGUCCCAAAAUUUCCAGUGGGAACUAAAACAUAACAAACCAGAAUGAUUCAGUAGCAAAUAGGUCUUGUCUACUUCAUGUUCCAUUACAUGGGCUUACACUGGUAGGUUCUCCCUCAUCAUAAACAUUCUAAGUUUGAAAUAAAUCCAGUUGAUUUCAGUUAUUGCCUGAAUUUAAGCUGGUUCAGAGAGAAAUGCCAUCUAGAGUCAUUGCAACUUCAUUCUUUUGUACUGUAACCUAAGGUCUUUUGCAUAUAUGUGGGAAUCCCACUAAGGGACCCGUGUUAAGGAUUAGCCUAUUAAUUCAGUUUCCACAUAGGAGUCAUUAAACAACCUUGGAACACAGUGCUACAUAUUUUAAUAUUAGGUUACUGACUGCACUUUGCCAGUUCUGAUUAUCAACAAGUGGGCUAUUCUUCCCGCUUGUUUUAAAGGAACAGCGAUGCAAAUUAUUUUGUCCUGAUUUUUCAGUAGAAGCAGUCUUUCCAAAUGUAAUUCUUCUUCAAGGCAAAAGAGCUUUCCUUCUGCUCCAUCACUGAAUUCAUUUAACUCCCAGGUUCUCUGCUGCUAAACAAGCAGAUUUUGUUCCCAGAUGUUUAGCUCCUGGUAUUACAAACAACCACAACACCACACACACGCACCGCUUGAAAGCAGAAACAUUAAUGCACAACUUUAUAUCUUUAUUUUCUAUUUUAUAUAUGCUCUAAGGUGUUAUAUACUAAGAUUAAAAAAAGAAAAAACAUCCGGAUUAGGCCAACUAUCAGUCUGAUUUAAUUGAAAUCAUGAAAAGCAAAAUUAUGACUUACCCUUAUGUGUAUAAUAUCUUGGAUCAGUCUGAUUUAGAGAAAAAAAUUACAUCUGUUUUGAGAAAAUUGUCAUUCACUUCAUUUGACAGAACUACUGGGGGGGGGGGGUGUUUAGAAAGAAAGAUUCAAACAUUCACCCAAAUAUUUUGAAGGUUAAUUUCAUAUAAGUAGCAUUUCAAGUGCCAGAAUAUAGAAAUCAACUUUCACAUACUUUGUGCUUGUACUUCCUCUAUAUCGAAACUGAUCUUCAAAAAGCGAUAUAGGAUUGGGUUCAUUCAUACAUAGCAGUAGGAGAUGCUUCAUUGAAUAAAUAAACCAGUUGAUGGUUUAUUGAAUAAACUAGAGUUGUAUUUGCACAACACACUAAACCCAAACCAAACUAACUACAUUAUGGCUUCCUGUGCUGUGUGAAUCCAGCCAAGUGCUAACAAAAAGCUUGAAGACAAGACGGUGGUACCUAGCCUCAAAAAUCUGGUGCUUGAAGUGAGUGCUUUGUAGUAAGACCAACCUUGAUGUGCAACCCUGAGAGGCAUAAUUGAUAACUCUUGGAAUUGAAAAAGUUUCAGCACUAGACUCUCUUCUGUAGGAGUUAGUGGAAUCUCAGUUGCUUCUUUCUCAUGGGUGUCUUUAGAUCACCAGCACCAUACAGUGACUCCACCAUGAGAGAGUUGGUUGUCUGUUGUAUGUGACCUUUCUGUGGGAUUGACUGUAUAUCAGAAAUGCAGGAUCGUGAAGAUGGAACACAGUCAUGGCAUGUUGAAAUACAUGGUUUGAUAGUGAGAUUGUACAUGCUCACUGCACAGCUGGAUCAUCUAAAGGUACCUUGAUGUUUCCCUGUUCAGAGAUUUCCAUAUCGAUAUAAAUUGGCUUUGCUUACUUAGUUCUCUGUCAAAUUUCCCUUGUCCUCCUAAAAGCCUCUGAAAUUGUAUUUACAUUUCAAUCCCAUGGAUUCCAAAGCACGGAACAGUGAUCUCCAGAUACUGGGUGUCUCCAAAAAGGGCUGUUCACCAAGGAAAAAACCAGAGCCAGGAGUAAUUGGGUCAGUGGGGAAUAAAAGUGUCUUCAAAAUAUUGAAGUUGGAAUUAUACAGAACUGGACUUACCUGGGAUAUGAUCUUUCCAGUGGCAGCUGAACAAGAAAUACUAAUUGUGGGCUACUAAACAUUGCCACAUUAGUGGGAUCUUGUCAGAUGGCAACCAAAUCUGUUUUGACUAUAUCAUCAUUGAUGAAUUCAUAAAGAAAGAAACGUAUCAGACACAUGGUACCAGUAGGCACAACUCCAGGAAAAAGAUGAGUGCUGUGAUGAUGGUACACCUACUUGGAAUUCCUCAGCUUCAUGGGCUAAUUGUUUUAAUGAAAUGGGUACAUCACGUUCAAAAACAGGAUUCCUCAACCUAGGCACCAUCCAGAUACUUGUGCUUCAAAUUCCCAGAAUUCUUUGUAGUGGACAUGCUUGAACAGGGAAUUCUGGGAAUUGAAGUAUUUUCAGCUUGGACCAGAUGGCUUCAGUGGGGCUGAAAAUCUUAGAUCCAAGAUCUUUCUCUUAAUUGGGUAUGGAUCUGCUAGUAAAUCCUUUGUUUUGCAAACAUUGAUGUACUUGUGAGCUUUUGUUAUUCCUGAUCAUGCAAGUUGUAUGUGUGACUUACCAUUUUGGAAUCAAAUUGUUUUUGCUAGAACUUCGCCUCAAAAAUGGAAUCAAAACCACAGCUACAUUUACAGUAUACUGCACCUAUAACUGUCUAACUGGUGCCUGGCAGUGUAGUUUUGAAACAUAUAUGAAGGUUUAUGUUUUACCUCUCCUUCCCAACUUAUUGAAAAUAAAACUGUGAACAGCAGUAGGAAUAUAUUGUUUGUAUACUUCUAUUUUGUGGGGUGUGUUUUUUGAAGUUUACUUAACAGCCUUAAAACUUUUUAGGUCUAGCUUGUUUAUUAACUUCCUAUUUUGAAGAUAUCCUAUGUUUUUACCAGAAUCAAUUUGUAACCAAUUUACCGUGACUAUAGCAUUAUAUAUGUUAUGUAUCUGUCCAUUAGACCUUUGUUAACAAUGUCAAAAAAUGUCUUCAUUUUUCAAAGUUCACUAAUGCUGGGAAUCUUCUGCAUUUGAAGGACACGGGGCUUUUUGUAUAUGUUCUUAAAUGUUCACUUCCCAAAAGCCUGAAUACCCAAACUGGGAAGCAGAAAAUACAUUUAAAGAAAAACAACAA